CCUCACCACACCACACACCACUCCAACACAGCUGCUCAGCUUUAGACAUUCCAUCAUCCAUCCAUACUCAACUGCUCUUUGACUCUCUGUCGCUGCGACCUUCGCCGCUUCAUGUGACAGCUCGCAUCUCGCUUUCACCUUGGUCGCGCUUGUAGGUAAAACAGCAGCCGCCCACUCAGCUCGCUCGAGGACAGCGCCAUCCUGUCAAUAUUGACCGCCUGCGCUCCUGCACUCAACUCGGUCAACUGUUCGCCUUCGUACUACACUCUCCGUGUCACCUAGACUAUUCUACACCGGUUCUAGCUAGAGAGGUCGAGUACCACCCAGUCAAACCGGCGCGGUUGCCCAUCUCAGCGCCCUCACUCACGCGCUCUUCUCUGUCUACUGCAUCCAGCCGCGGAAAGUUUCUUUGCUUUAUCGUCGAGUCUGAUCUGGUGCACCUAACCUAAUCAUGGCAGCGAUGGAGGAGUUGGAGACGCUUCUGCAGUCACUACAGGCGCUGAAGCCGCCAGGAGUCACGAAGACCAAGAUUGACGCCAUCACCGCCAAGUGCAUGGAGAACGUCCAGUCCGAUGCGACCGUCGUCCAGAAAAUCGUCCAGCAGUUCAAGAACAGCCCUGCCACACAUAAGCUGGGAGUGCUAUACGUCGUAGAUUCGAUAUCCCGCCAGUGGUUGGAGCGGGCCAAAAAAGCAGGCCAGGCGGUCUCCAAGAACGCUGCACCGGGCACGUUUGCUUCGGGUGUGCAGAAGAUUGCCGAUGUGUUGCCGGCCUUGAUGACCGAUCUCGUCCAGUCUGCGCCGGAGAACCAGAAGGAGAAGAUCUCGAAGCUGCUCGAUAUCUGGGAGCGUGGGCAAACAUUCCCGCCCGAAAUGCUUGCCGGCUUUAAGCAGCAACUAAACAACCCCAAGAACAAUACAUAUACACCUCCCGGUAGUCCACCGAACGUCUCUACUGCUGCGUCCGGCUUCGGUGGGCAGACUAAUUUACAGAGCACAGCUCCCGCGCCAGCGCCAGUGUCAGUUCCACAAGACGCGGGCGCUCUACUUGCUGCGCUUGCGGGCUUCGGACAGCAAAAUGUUCCAGCUAACGCUAUGCCUCCAGCGCCACCAGCGCUUCCAUUCCAGCAGAACAUGAUCCCACCCCCGCCUCCAGGAUUUGCACCGCCUCCGCCGGUCGCGCCCAAUGGACAAUCCGCAAUACAGCUCCCACCUGGCGGACUUAAUGACCUUGCAGCGGCAAUUUUGCAGGCUAUGACUACAGGCGCAAUGCCAGCAGACCAAGGACUUCAAGCACUGACUGCCCUAUAUGCAGCACAAAACGGGGGUGCUCCCCCUCCGCCACCUCAACCUCCAGCUGCAUCGCAAGCACCGCCCGUGGCUCAGAAUGGCAACGAGCAAGAUCGAUAUGAACAGAACGGCAGUAGAUUCCGGGACCGUAGCCGAUCGCCUGACUUCAACCGCCGCCGCCGGUCUCCCAUUCGUAGAUCACCUCCACAUCGUCGCGACAGCCCAACUUACGGUACUUACGAUCCCAAUGCUGCUACCGAAGGGAAUAUGGUAACCCGUCAUGAGCGUGGCGAGCGUGGCCGCGGUCGCGGUAGGAACCGUGGUGGUCGUAAUGAUCGUAAUGAGUACCGUCAGCGUACACCCCCUCCCCCUCGACGACAGCCCAGCCCGGCUAGCAGUGCCUACCGUGGUAGUUCGUCGAAAUUCAUUGAUUGGGAUCAGUCUAUGCCCCGUGACCAUAUCAAGGUUCUCAGUCGCACAUUAUUCGUAGGUGGCGCUGGUGGAACUGAAGAUGAGAUACGAAGUAUCUUCAGCCGGUUCGGUAGAGUUCAGACUUGCAUCGUCAACCAAGACAAACGGCAUGCAUUCGUCAAAAUGUUGACGCGCCCUGACGCCGUUUCCGCCAAGGAGGGUAUGGAUGCCAUUCAGGAUGCUGCGACUCUAGCAAAAGCCCGACAGACUCGAUGGGGCGUCGGCUUUGGUCCUAGGGACUGUAGCGACUACAACACCGGCGUUAGCGUGAUACCGAUCUCUCGACUUACUGAUGCCGAUCGCAAGUGGGUCUUGACAGCGGAGAAUGGCGGCACCGGAGGCCGGCCCCUUGAGGGAGGCAUGGUGAUUGAAGAGCCUGAUAUCGAGAUUGGCGCUGGAGUAUCUUCCAAAGCCAUUAGUCGACGGGUCCCACCGGAUGCUGGACGCGGUGGGCGUGGAGGCUUUGGCGGCCGUGGCGGGUUCGACAACGGACGGUUCCGUAGACAAGACCGUCCUCCAACCCAUGAGCCCCGUCAUAUCUCGCCACGACCUGAACCCGUCGUAGCAGUACCGCCUGCGGUUCCUGGCUUCGGUUUCCAAUUGCCCGGUAUGCCUGGAUUCUAAGCUUACCGACGCCUCAACCCACUUCAUACGUUUUUCCUCCACGGCAGACGCACUGUAGGAUUGCUAGCCAUCGGCCGCAAUCGGCAUUUACCCUACAUCGUCACAUUGAUGCUUCUCGGCUCUCCGGGGCCGAUCUCAUAGCGAAAACAUGAUACCAGGGAUGUUUUAUCUGCGCCUAUUCUACCAAUUCCCUAGGAGGCUGUUCUGGAGCAUAUCUAACAUGGAGACUGAUUUUUUUCCGAACUCCAAUGCAUUGCAUGGCGUAGAGGACGAUAUAAAGGGACAGCGACUCUGAUUUGGAGCCUAGGCUUCUUUCACAUCCCUCGAAUAACUGGGCCUGCACAUGUAUAUUUAUGAUAGUAUCUUCUAAGUUCUAACCUCGACAUCCCAUCCGGCUGUGGGCGUUACAAUGAAAAGCAAUGGCAACUUCAGAAUUA
Trematosphaeria pertusa is the source of this 2820-nucleotide messenger RNA. RefSeq lists its product as uncharacterized. Bases 452 to 2383 code for a protein of 643 amino acids. The record is from RefSeq and is a predicted model, not a curated record. NCBI's taxonomy places the organism in Eukaryota, Fungi, Ascomycota, Dothideomycetes, Pleosporales, Trematosphaeriaceae. Gene Ontology annotation, molecular function: RNA binding. The transcript has 5 exons.